Molecule: messenger RNA, 2293 nt
Organism: Pelobates fuscus (common spadefoot toad)
Lineage: Eukaryota; Metazoa; Chordata; Amphibia; Anura; Pelobatidae
Gene: MOCS1
Product: molybdenum cofactor synthesis 1
Exons: 11
Coding region: 58-1989 (643 amino acids)
Biological process (GO): Mo-molybdopterin cofactor biosynthetic process
Molecular function (GO): cyclic pyranopterin monophosphate synthase activity; GTP 3',8'-cyclase activity; 4 iron, 4 sulfur cluster binding
Source: RefSeq, a predicted model, not a curated record
CCCAGCCUGCUAUGGGAACACAGCUUGACAGGGCACUAAGCACACUGCUCGCAGGCUAUGGCAGUGCACGGUGCCCGGUUGGUACAUGGCCGGCUCCGGGGGGCAUUCCGCAUCCUCAGCAGGAGCUGUGUGUCUGGGGCCCCGGCUGUGGAGGUGGCAGCCACACAGGGUCUGGCAAGCACAGACAGGAGAAGGUUCAUCAAAGAAAACCCGAUGCCUUUCUCUGCCUUCCUCACGGAUAGUUUUGGCCGUCAGCACAGCUACCUGAGGAUGUCACUCACAGAGAAAUGCAACCUUAGAUGUCAGUACUGUAUGCCUGAAGAAGGUGUGAAACUAACCCCAAAAGUGGAACUUCUCACCACCCAGGAGAUCUUGACGCUGGCCAGGUUGUUUGUACAAGAGGGAGUGGAUAAAAUUCGUCUAACUGGUGGAGAGCCGCUAAUUCGUCCAGACGUGGUGGAUAUUGUUGCCCAGCUCCGGAAGCUGGAAGGAUUAAAAACUAUCGCACUAACAACAAAUGGAAUCACCCUGAGCCGCCAGCUGCCCAAACUGCGAGAUGCCGGUCUGGACGUGCUUAAUGUCAGCCUGGAUACCUUGGUACCUGCCAAGUUCGAGUUCAUAGUGCGUAGGAAAGGUUUCCAUAAGGUGAUGGAGGGCAUCAAUAAGGCGCUGGAGCUGGGCUAUAAUCCCGUCAAGUUGAACUGUGUGGUGAUGAGAGGGUUAAAUGAGGAUGAGCUCUUGGAUUUUGUUGCACUUACAGAGAAAAAGCCUCUGGAGGUUCGCUUUAUUGAGUACAUGCCGUUUGACGGCAAUAAAUGGAACUUCAAGAAGAUGGUGAGCUAUCAGGAGAUGUUGGAUACAAUCAAACAGAAGUGGCCAGACCUGGAAAAACUUCCUACAGAGUCAUCCAGCACAUCUAAAGCUUUCAGGGUGCCAAACUUCGUAGGGCACAUUGGGUUCAUCACGUCCAUGUCAGAACACUUUUGCGGCUCUUGUAACAGGCUGAGGAUAACAGCCGAUGGGAAUCUGAAGGUGUGUCUUUUUGGAAACUCGGAGGUAUCACUGAGAGACUAUUUACGCUCCAAUACGAGUGAGGAGGAGCUGGUACAGAUCAUUGGGGCAGCUGUUGGACGGAAGAAAAAGCAGCAUGCUGGUAUGUUCAACAUCUCACAGAUGAAGAACCGACCGAUGAUCCUGAUUGUUGAUCACAUAAGAACUUCCAGAGCCCUUCAGGAUUCCCUAAAAUAUGUUCCCAGUAAUCAAAGAAAAUAUACUAAUAUUGCCAAACCGAGAGAUGGAUCAUUUAGAAGUGUAUUUAGUAGACUGUUAUAUCUGUGCUGUCUAAAGAACAAUUUAAAUUAUAUGGUGCUUAAAUCUCGGCAUUACAGUAAUGACUUCCGUGAGCCCAAGUGCCUUACUACACAAAAGUCUUCUGAUGAAGAUGCCAGGAGGACAAUAAAUAUGUCUGAAACGCACAAUUCCAAAUGGCAUAGUUCCUCGGAACACUUAACACAUGUCAAUACUGAUGGAAAGGUCAACAUGGUGGAUGUUGGGAUGAAGCCUGACUCAGGUCGAACUGCAGUUGCCACAGCAUUGGUUCGGUUAGGUCCAAAGGUCUUUGACUUGGUGCAAUCUAACCAGCUAAAGAAAGGCGAUGUGUUGACCAUAGCUCAGAUUGCAGGAAUACAGGCAGCUAAGCUCACCAGCCAGCUCAUUCCUCUCUGUCACAACAUAGCUUUGAGUCAAGUAGACGUUUCUCUGGAACUGGACAAGCAACGAUCUGCUGUAAAGAUCACAGCCACGUGUCGCACACAUGGUAAAACUGGCGUUGAAAUGGAAGCUCUAACUGCUGCCAGUGUGGCCGGUUUAACCGUGUACGACAUGUGCAAAGCUGUCUCCCAUGACAUUGUGAUUGAAGAGGUGAAACUCUGCAGCAAAACUGGAGGACAGAGAGGAGACUUUCAGCGAGCACAGAUACCUACAUCCUAAUCAGCGGGCACAGAACCCUACAACCUAAUCAGCCGACACAAAACACUACAGCCUAAUCAGCGGGCACAGAACCCUACAUCCUAAUCAGCGGGCACAGAUACCUACAUCCUAAUCAGCGGGCACAGAACCCUACAUCCUAAUCAGCGGGCACAGAACCCUACAUCCUAAUCAGCGGGCACAGAACCCUACAUCCUAAUCAGCGGGCACAGAUACCUACAUCCUAAUCAGCGGGCACAGAACCCUACAUCCUAAUCAGCGGGCACAGAACCCUACAUCCUAAUCAGCGGGCACAGAACCCUACAUC